UCGCAUGCAAUGUUUGAGUCGUUGCUUCCACGUGAGUACAACUCCGUGGCAUGGGGUUCAUUGUUCGCAAGCUCCUUUCCACCCCUCCCUUCGUGGAGAUAACCCCAUCGACACCUAGGGCUACAUGCAAGGCAGCGUUCGCCAACCGAAUGUCCCAGUUUCGUCCUUCGUGAGCACUGGAUAUGGCGUUGCAGGGGGGCAGGCCCGAGGGAGCCUCCAACAUGGUGGCAUGCAGCAAGUCCAGGCGCCUCGUCCUUCACAGUUCCGAUUGGCCAUGCCAUCACCGUUUUUGUCAGCAAGUAUGCAGUCGUGUGUCACCAGCUCUGACGUUGAACAACGACCAUCUGCUCCUCGAGCGUCUAGCGGCAUUGCAGGUGCAGUUGUGGCGCAGAUGGAAAUGUCAUCCACUCCCGUUCCACCCAUGAGCAUUUCUAAUGCACCGUCGUCACCCCCGACAUUUCCAACUGCUUCGAGAUCGGAGGAGGAGCCCUCUACGAUAACGGAUGGUCCUGCGUGCGAGGCCGACGCAGGGAAAACUCCGAACAAGCCAUCAAAGAAGGCGUCUCGGCCAUGGUUCCCGAAUGAGCAAGUGGCUUUGGCAAGGUUGUUUGGUGAAGACGACGCGCUAUGUGCCUCUGCUUCGGGUCCCCACAAGUGUAUGGAGCGGCAGGACCAGUUGGAGUGGAUAUCCAAGAAGAUGAGGGAGGAGGGGUACAAACGCAGUAGUGAAGACGGCAGGAAAAAAUUGACAUCUUUGAUGAAGAAAGUGAAGGAGAUCAAUGACAAAUGUGGGAGAUCAGGCGGUGAGAGCUAUUGGGAGAUGACGAAAGAGAAGCGACGGGAAGCCAGUGUCUACCCUGCCUUCGACAAGGUGCUUUGGGAUGCUAUGGCUUGGGUAAUGACGAAACCGUCGAUGACAUAUGAUAACACCUUGUCUUCUGACAACAUGCACUUACCGAAUGACGACUUGGCAUCUGGAAGGACCGGGGGUGGUGAAGGUAGCUCAUCGGGCGGCGCCAAAAGGGGGAGGACUGCUCGGGAUGCGUUGGAGGGAUCGAACAGCGACAUGCGAGCGAAGAGAAGUGUGUCGGGCAGGUAGAGAGAGAGAGAGAGAGAUGGGACUGAUGAAUCAACCCAGUCUCUCUCCACAACUAUGCGGGAGUCG
Messenger RNA from Chara braunii, 1165 nucleotides. The record is from the annotation of a GenBank genome assembly. NCBI's taxonomy places the organism in Eukaryota, Viridiplantae, Streptophyta, Charophyceae, Charales, Characeae.